Messenger RNA from Salvia hispanica, 671 nucleotides. RefSeq names its product B3 domain-containing protein Os04g0386900-like. NCBI's taxonomy places the organism in Eukaryota, Viridiplantae, Streptophyta, Magnoliopsida, Lamiales, Lamiaceae. The record is from RefSeq and is a predicted model, not a curated record. Gene Ontology annotation, molecular function: DNA binding.
AUCACAGCACAAGAUGUCGAAAGCCUCUACAAAGGAUACGGAGGUGUGUGAAGGAAAUGAAGGUGGUGAUGGAGUUGGAGCUUGGUGUUGUCUCUCCGGGAACAAGGAUUUCUUUGAUGUUAUUCUGUCAAAGUCACAUAUCACCACCGUUCCUCAUUAUCUGCGUCCACCGACACAUAUUCUUCCCAAACUUCCUAGUGCAAAGGUGCCUUUGGCUCUGAGGCAUGGUGACAAGCAGUGGCAGAUGAUGUAUCAUGGAAACGACAGCAGGCCGAGGUUCGCUUGCGCUGGUUGGAAAAAGUUUGCGACUGAUAACAAUCUGGCAGAGGGAGAUGCUUGCAUCUUCGAGGUGAUGGAGUCGAGCCCUCAGAUCCUCAGGCUCGACGUCAUCAUCAUCAGGAACACCAUGGAUCUGCCGCCGGCACUGCUGUCCAAGAUUCAAUCCAAGGGAAAGACACCAGAGACAGCCAUAGAGCUUUAACUUCACUAUUAUGCUUUGCAUAUUUAAGUCUAGACUGUAGCUUGUUUAUGUUUUCUACUCUUCUCUACUAUGUUAAUUAGGUUAAUUUGGAUUUAAUUUGCAUGCUUCAUCAUGUUCAUUGUCCUUUAAUGCAGUCCAUAUGGUUUCUUGGUCAGUGGAUUGUAGUCAAUGGAUUGAAAUUUUUAUCCUA